Pyricularia oryzae 70-15 is the source of this 2313-nucleotide messenger RNA. RefSeq lists its product as uncharacterized. The transcript is spliced from 3 exons. NCBI's taxonomy places the organism in Eukaryota, Fungi, Ascomycota, Sordariomycetes, Magnaporthales, Pyriculariaceae. Gene Ontology annotation, biological process: polyamine biosynthetic process. The record is from RefSeq and is a predicted model, not a curated record. Bases 267 to 2051 code for a protein of 594 amino acids.
AUGAACAGAUGUGUCUUCGCAAAACACGCCAUUUGGCUACAGUAACUUAGUUGCCUCUGUAAUAUUCAAGGUAUCUGAGGUAACUUGUGCUUCAAAAAUAGCUCCCGUUAAUGCCAUUAGGUGAUUGACAUCUAGAGGGGGUUUGAACGCUCUUUGCACCUAAUUUCCGUCAGGUGGGAUCUUUUUAGUGAGCCUCCUUUUGAGCUGCAGCUCAACUCAGAAAAAUCGCCAGUUACUCGAGAAAACCUUGGAACCAAAUCGCCAAUAUGGCGCCCAAAAAGCGGACAGCAGCCUCCAAGGGGAAAGAUGCAAAGCCAGCUGCGGUCGAUAUAGACCCCAAUACAUCCUUCACGCCCGAAAGCUUUGAGAAGGAGCUCAAGGCCCUAGCUGCAAAGGCCCAGACCGAGACAUGGGGAAAUGCAGUGCGCGAACAGGCUUGGGUCUACGUGCGCCCGAUUGCCCUCUUGAGUUUGCUUGCCGUUUACAGCAACGUCUCGCAGCUGUCUCUUUCGCCCGUGUAUGGCGCCAUUCCAUCCUCGCUGUACCAUAGCAGCCUCGUCAUCGCGUCCUGCUUCGUGGGCUGGUCGGCGAACUUGCUGUUGCAGCGCGCUCUGCCGCGCAAGGUCAAGCUGGUUCACCUGGUCCCGAUCGUUGCUCUCUACAUCCCCAUGACGCAGCAUUUGUUAUUCAAGUACAGUAACGUUUUCGGCGCGCGCUACGGACCGCUCGUGACCGAGCUGCUCACGCUCUCCCCCCUCAUUGUCGUGGUGGUUGCCUGCUGCGCGACCUACCUCGAGGGAGCCGACUUCAGCCUACUCCCCAAAUGGCUGGCUGAUCCGGCCCCGGGCGCACUGUCCUGGUCGGUCUACCGCGGUAUGGAGGUCCUGUCGGGACACUGGCUGCAGAACAACAUCGGCCAGACGUUUGUCGCGACCCGCAUGGGGGCUCAGAUGGUUCUGGGAGGUCUCUUUACCAUGCUUGCGCCGUCAAAGCUCCUCCUGCUUGCCAUCCCCGGCCUGCUACACACAGUCACACUGAACCCCCACGUCAUGACGCCGUAUGCAAUGGAUCGCCUCAACGGUACGCUGCAGACGCAGAACUGGACCAUCAUCGACAGGAAGGAAUCCCUGACGGGUUACAUCUCUGUUAUUGAGAACAAGGAGAUGGGAUUCCGGGUCAUGCGUUGCGACCACAGCUUGUUGGGUGGUGAGUGGGUGCGUUACGGUCGCAAAAUCGUGUCGGAGCCAGUCUAUGGCAUUUUUGUGAUGCUGGAGGCUGUCAGACUUGUCAAGAGGGAGGUUCCUGUGCCAGACAAGGACGCAAAGGCGCUGAUAGUUGGCAUGGGCAUUGGCACCACACCGUCUGCUUUGAUUGCACAUGGUAUCGACACCACGGUUGUUGAAAUCGACCCUACGGUAUAUGAGUUCGCCGCAAAGCACUUCCAUCUUCUGCCAAACCAUACUCCGGUCAUUGAGGAUGCAGUUGCAUACGCCAAGCUGUUGGCGAGCAGCUCAGACAAGCGCUUCGACUACAUUGUGAAUGAUGUCUUCACGGGAGGUGCAGAGCCUGUCGAGCUUUUUACGCUCGAGUUUCUCCAAGAUCUGCGCACGCUCCUCAACCCAGACGGUGUGAUUGCCAUCAACUACGCCGGUGACUUUGCUCUGCCGCCGCCACGCAUCGUUCUCAACACCAUCAAACAAGUGUUUCCCAGCUCGUGCCGCAUGUACCGGGAGCACGCGCGCAACGAGACCGAGGUCGCCGAGACCAAAGUCGACUUUACAAACAUGGUCAUCUUCUGCCGAAAGACCGAGACGCCGGCGCCUUUGACCUUCCGCACGGCAACCGAGAAGGAUGUGCUGGACAGUGCGUCGCGGGUCCAUUUCUUGCUGCCAAAGCACGAGGUUCUGGAGAGUGAGUUUCUUUCCAACGACACUUCGAUAUUGAGGAGGAACGACACCAAGAUUCUGGAAAAGUGGCACAAGAAGAGCGCGAUGGGCCACUGGGAUGUGAUGCGGACGGUCGUGCCGCCGCCUAUUUGGGAGAACUGGUGAGAAUGAUGCGGUUUGUGUCUCUUUUUUUCUUUUUUUGGAGCUCGUGGGCGCGACAAAUCAUAUCUUUGCAGUCUAUACCAGGUUAUGUAUAUUUCUAUUUUGUCUUUGUAAAAAGUUGUAGCUUUCAUUCAGAUCAGUUCUCUUAUGCGGCACAUGGGCGACACAAAUAGACAGUAAGAGACACUAAAUGGCACCAGGAAGAAAUCCAUCCUUAUUGCACUCAUCUAUCGUAGACUUUUACCCAAACAAGAAAAAAAGACCG